Messenger RNA from Helobdella robusta, 1008 nucleotides. RefSeq lists its product as hypothetical. The transcript is spliced from 10 exons. The record is from RefSeq and is a predicted model, not a curated record. The coding region runs from base 1 to 1008 and encodes 335 amino acids. Gene Ontology annotation, cellular component: cytosol; nucleus. Gene Ontology annotation, molecular function: ubiquitin binding. NCBI's taxonomy places the organism in Eukaryota, Metazoa, Annelida, Clitellata, Rhynchobdellida, Glossiphoniidae. Gene Ontology annotation, biological process: autophagosome assembly; Golgi organization; membrane fusion.
AUGGCGGAUGAACAAACGAAAUCAAAACUGCUCGAACAGUUCUUCAACGUUACUGGUGUACGUGGAGAGAGAGCGAAAUUUUUUCUAGAAAUGGCUGCUUGGAACUGUGAUGCUAGUUUUUCCAGAUUUUUAUAUUUUUGUCGACUAAUUGCUAUGAUGACUAGUUUCAUUACAAAUUUUUCAAAACUUAGGAUUAAAACCUUGAACACCCUGAAACAUGAUGAGGACAGUAACUCAGGAGAGGAGGGUGAAGCAUUCUAUGCUGGAGGCAGCGAGUCUGGGGGAGGGCAGCAGAUAUUGGGACCAAAGAAGAAAAAGGAUCCAAACAAUCUUGUCUCAGAUGUUUUCAAGAUGGCCAGAGAACACGGAGCGGAAGUGGUGGAAAACACGAUGGCCUCAUCAUUGGCUGGCAACAAGAGACCGACAGGCGUAGAUGUUGUUUUGAAGUUUUGGAGGGAUGGUUUCAGUGUGGAUAAUGGACCAUUGAGGAGCAUGCAGGAUCCGGCCAACAUGGAAUUUCUUGAGGAUAUCAAGGAUGGGAAAAUCCCAAGAGAAUUUGCCACACUCAUGAGAGGUUACCAGCAGAUUAACUUGAGUAUGGAAGACCACAGUAGCCAGGAGUAUGUAAAGCCGAAAGUUACUCUACAGGCCUUCUCUGGUCACGGCUUCAGAUUAGGAAAGCAAAGCACAGAGCAGGCACAUACUAAGCCAGCAACUGAUGCUACAGCUUCCAAUAACCAAGCAAUUGAAAAUAUGAGCAUUGACAACUCUCAGCCGGUCACGACUCUUCAAAUUAGAUUGCCUGAUGGCACAAGGUUAACGGCAAAGUUCAAUCACUCUCACACUAUUGCUGAUGUCAGGAAUUACUUAAUAACAUCUCAGCCCAGUUUAAUGGCGAGGGAUUUCACCCUGAUGACCACUUUCCCAAGGACCGAGUUGGACAAUCUCAGUGCUACUCUGACCUCUGCAAACAUCAUCAACUCUGUCUUGGUCAUAAAGUAUAAGUGA